GAAAGAAAAUCACCCGCAGGCUCACAUCUGAGAUUGCUUGAUAAUAACUUCGGUGAAAAAUCUAAGAAUGGGGGGAAAACACUCCUUCGGGAAUUCUGCGUUGUGGUAGCCACUUUUCCGGACAUUUCAAUAAUUUCAUAUGUAUUUAAGCAAGCAGGCAGCCGCUCUCAAAUGAUCAUCUACAGCAUUCACAUCCUUAAACAACACAUCUUCGCCUACCUUCAAAGCCUAAAUUGUCCCCCUUCCAUCAAACUUAAUAGUCGCCAUGUCUUCCAGUCUAGUCUUCAUCACUGGAGCAACUGGCUUUAUCGGAGCUUCAACUGCUUUAGCAGCCCUCAAGGCCGGCUACCGUCUCCGCAUCUCUGUUCGCAAUGAGUCACAAAUCGAAAAACUCAAGAAUGUCUUCUCCGAAUAUGCAAAUAGUUUAGAGUUUGUCGUCGUUCCAGACAUCACAGUGCCUGGCGCAUUCUCAAAGGUUUUGGACAAUGUCGAGUACAUCUUGCAUGUGGCUUCUCCGCUAGCUGGAUCUGUGGAAAAGGAGAAGGUAUAUCGACCAGCAGUAGAAGGAACUUUGAACAUAAUGAGAGACGCAGCUAAGGUCACAAGCAUCAAAAAAGUCGUCAUUACAUCCUCAAUAGCUGCAUUGUUGCCGCUUGAAGGAUCUAUGGAUGAGCUUACAUUUAAUGAGGAGACAUUCGUGAACUUGUCGGUAGAUCCAAAUCGAGAAUAUGACGAGGGCAACGACGCCGCGACUGCUUUCAAGAUAUAUCACGCCUCAAAACUUCUGGCUAAUCAAGCAUGCUGGGAGUUCUUUCGAAACGAAAGUCCCGGCUUCGUACUCAUCACUAUUCACCCCUCCAUGGUAUAUGGGCAUAAUUUGGUCCAAAAGUCGGCUGGAGAGAUUGAGGGGAGCACUAACGGUCUCUUAUUCGGCAGCAUCAUGAAUGGUGCACAGUCGGACUUUCCUCUUCUGUCUGUGUAUGUUGGAGAUGUGGCAGAUGCGCAUGUAAAAGCUCUGAGCCCGACUCUCCAGUCUAGUACGAGUUAUUUAGUCUCCGGAGAUCCAAUGACUUGGAAAGAUGUCGUUGAAGUUGUACAGAAGAAUUAUCCCACCGUGCCAUACAAGCUCGUACCGAACGCAAAUCCGAAGGUGGGAAAAGCCGAUACUGCGAGGGCAGAGAAAGAACUUGGUCUUCAAUGGGCCAAGCCAGAGAAGGUCAUCAAAGAAGUCAUGGACCAGCAAUUAGCUUUUUUUUAAGACUGCUGCUUUUUGAGCAAUAUGGCCAAAGAUUCAAUUACCAACUGCCGGAAAAUCCAACUUGUUGCUUGCUAGUCUCUAUAUCAGAAUUGAUGUUUCCUUUACACUAAAAUUAUCAGUAUUGCCAAUUUGUGAAGCCAACUGAGUCGGUGAUGUUUGGAGUAGGCGAGUUGAUGUCUCUGACACUAAAUAGCAGUGAAGAUUUGAUUGUAGUGUCUUCAAAGUAGUUGGUAUUGAUAAAUGUAGCAGUAUGGUCUAUCAUUCGUGUAUACUUGGACAUUAGUCAUUUCUUUAGUCAUUAUAGACGCAUUCUUUAGAGUCAUCAAUUUUAUAACCAACCUAAGCUUGAGCA
Molecule: messenger RNA, 1610 nt
Organism: Botrytis cinerea B05.10
Lineage: Eukaryota; Fungi; Ascomycota; Leotiomycetes; Helotiales; Sclerotiniaceae
Exons: 2
Coding region: 266-1258 (330 amino acids)
Biological process (GO): steroid biosynthetic process
Molecular function (GO): 3-beta-hydroxy-Delta5-steroid dehydrogenase (NAD+) activity
Source: RefSeq, a predicted model, not a curated record